GUCUUCCCUGUAUUCUUGGAUUUUUUUAUUUUCCUUAGUUUGUAGCUACGACUACUAAAAAGCAACCGAGAGAUAAAGACCAAUAAAAUCAAUACCAUCUGUCUUCUAAAAGCUCAGUUGCAGAGCUCCCAUGGCGGUUAGUAGUAUUUAAACCCCCCCCCCCCACAAGCUCUCUCUCUCUCAAUACAUCUACCUCCCCGCGAAUUGAAGCAAGCCCGCAUGAUCAUCUGAGCUCGGAACUCCACCGAUGGCCCUCCGAAAACUGCCAGCCUAAAGCUACAGGCUGGAAAGAGCUGUUCGGGCGUCGAAGAAAAGCACCAGCUGAUCAUCGUGGUGGGGCGCAUUCUGCCCGAAUCUCAUUGUGGGAGCAGCAGAACUGGGCCUUGUUCCUGGAGCGAAAGUGAAGGGUACGGAACGGUGGCAAAGGUCCAAUCUUGAUUGCUUUCCUUUCUGUCACUCUGGCUGUGAAUCCUCGAGCUGGUAGUAGGAUCCCAUUGCCACCUCCAUUUUGUUUCAAAAUCGAGCAGCUCCUUUGUGGAUCUGGGCUGUUUGAGGUUUUGUCCUUGUCCCCCUUCCCAAAACCAAUCUUUUGAUUAUUUGGUUGUUAACUUUUUGAAGUUUUGAAGGUGCCAUUUGGAUUUAGUUUCCCUUCCCUGAGAUUUCAUUUUUGGGGUAUCUUUUUUCUUUCUUGUUUUCUUUUAAUGCGGGUUGAAAACGUGCAGUGCUUGAGUUGGGAGAUUAGUUUGGGUACAUUGAAGGUUAGAACCCUAGUUUUAUCGAGUCUAAAAAUAGAAAUUUUGUGUUUGUUGGGCAGUGUCUUCUAGACACUGAGCAAUUAAGGUUUCCGAUAUUUUUAGAACUCUGGGCUUUGGGAAUCUUGGAUUUCGAGGUUCAAGAUCUUAGAAAAGUGCUACUUUUGUGGUGUUUUUCCUAUAUUAUUACUUUUGGAGCUUCUUUACUUCGUCUUCUAGAUUUUGAGCAAGAGAUUCAGUUUUUAGGAGGAAUGUGGAUUUGGUGAUUCUGGAUAUCCGGGGAAAUAAAAUCUUUGAGCGAUCUAUCUAUCGUAAUCUGGUCUGUUGUUCAUCUGGGUAGGUGUGGAAGAUGAAGGGGAUGAAACUGUUGAGCUGGAUCUCUUUGCUCUUUCCGCUUGCUUUCAUGGCCUUCUUGGUUCAUGUUUCUUCUGCUGCAUUCACCCCUGCCGACAACUACCUUCUUGCUUGUGGUUCCACCCAAAACAUCUCGGUCCAAGGCCAGGUCUUUGUUCCUGAUUCACAGCAGUCUUCAUUUGUUCUAAAAACUUCUGGGGAUGGUACCUUUUCCACCUCCAGUUCUGCUCUUCCAUCACCCAUAUAUCAGUCCCUCCGUAUCUUCUUCGAACCUGGCUAUUACAAGUUUGAUAUCCGGCAACCGGGCCGGCACUGGAUCCGCCUCUAUUUUUGCCCGCUUCCAAAUUCCGGCCAUGACCUGAGCUUGGCCCCGUUGACGGUAACAACGGAUGAGUUUGUCCUCAUGAACAAUUUCACUUUCAAGAAUUCCAAUUUUACAUACUUGUUCAAGGAAUAUUCGGUGAAUGUGACCUCUGAUUUGUUGGUUCUUAGCUUCAUCCCAUCAAAUGGCUCUGUUUCAUUUGUGAAUGGGAUCGAAGUCGUCUCAGUUCCUGAUGAAUUGAUCAAUGAUCAGGCUCUGGCUAUACCCAAUGCUCCUUUCAGUGGUCUCUCUGAGAUUGGCCUUGAGACCGUGUAUCGGUUGAACGUGGGGGGCCCUGUGCUCACUCCUCAGAAUGACUCCCUUGGGAGAACCUGGCAGCCUGAUGGCAAAUACCUCCAUGUUAACGGCUCCGCCGUGAAUGUGUCUGUAGAUCCUGCAACUAUACAGUACCCUGCUGUGAUGACCGAAGAGAUAGCACCAAAAUGGGUAUAUGCCACUGCCGAUGCAAUGGGAGAUGCAAAUGUAACAGACCUGAAUUUCAACAUCACGUGGGUCUUCACCGUCGACCCGAGCUUCCUUUACUUGAUCCGUCUCCAUUUCUGUGAUAUUGUCAGUAAGGCUCUGAACACAUUGGUUUUCAAUGUUUAUGUGAAUUCAGACAUUGCUAUCGCAAGCUUGGAUCUGUCAUCUCUAAAGGGUGACCUAUCUGUGCCAUACUACAAGGAUUUUGUUUCGAAUUCCUCAAAUGGUUCAAAUACCAUGACUGUGAGUGUUGGUCCAGACACGAUGGCUGACUUUAGCAAUGCGAUCCUGAAUGGUUUGGAGAUUAUGAAGAUUAGCAAUGAUGUCAAAAGCUUGGAUGGAGUCUUUGCUGUUAAAGAUCUUAUUCCUGAGUCACCUUCAGGAAAGAACAGGUUGGGAAUUAUAAUUGGGGUAGUCAUGGGAUCUGUGGCUGCUGUUGGUUCGAUGGUAUUGUGCUACUGCUGUUUCAUGGUUCGCAGAUCGAAAACUAGAGCCCAUAGUCACCUAUGGUUACCACUGCCCUUACACGGAAACUCCCACACAAUCAGCAAGGUGUCGACAACUUCUCAGAAGAGUGGAACAGCAAGCUGCAUCUCUUUGGCCUCUACAAACCUUGGCCGUGUCUUUCUGUUUCAAGAGAUCAUGGAUGCAACAAAUAAGUUUGAUGAGAGUUUGCUUCUCGGUGUGGGUGGGUUUGGAAAGGUCUAUAAGGGGACGCUGGAAGAUGGCACUAAAGUUGCUGUCAAGAGAGGGAACCCCAGGUCUGAGCAAGGGCUUGCUGAAUUCCACACUGAGAUUGAGAUGUUGUCCAAGCUACGGCAUCGUCACUUGGUCUCACUUAUUGGCUAUUGUGACGAGCGCUCUGAGAUGAUUUUGGUCUACGAGUACAUGGCAAAUGGGCCACUGAGGAGCCAUCUCUAUGGUGCCAACCUUCCAUCCCUCUCAUGGAGACAACGUCUUGAGAUCUGCAUUGGGGCUGCAAGGGGACUGCAUUACCUCCACACUGGUGCAGCUCAGAGCAUAAUCCACCGUGAUGUGAAGACCACCAACAUUCUCUUGGAUGAAAAUUUUGUUGCGAAGGUCGCAGACUUUGGUCUUUCAAAGACUGGCCCAGCUUUAGAUCAGACCCAUGUUAGUACUGCAGUCAAAGGCAGCUUCGGAUACCUCGACCCUGAGUACUUUCGGAGGCAGCAGCUAACAGAGAAGUCUGAUGUGUACUCUUUUGGUGUUGUGUUAAUGGAAGUCCUCUGUGCAAGGCCAGCACUCAACCCUGUGCUCCCAAGGGAGCAGGUAAACAUAGCAGAGUGGGCAAUGAGCUGGCAAAAGAAGGGCAUGCUGGAACAUAUUAUGGACCCAGCAUUGGUGGGGAAGAUCAAUCCGGCUUCCCUUAAGAAAUACGGGGAUACAGCUGAGAAAUGCCUUGCAGAUCAGGGUGUUGAUAGGCCAACAAUGGGAGAUGUGUUGUGGAAUCUUGAGUAUGCUCUCCAGCUUGAGGAGACCUCCUCACUUGCCGACCCAGAUGAGAACAGCAUAAAGAGUAUUCCUGGUAUCCUACUACCACAGAUGGAAACUUUUGAUAAUAGCAUUAGUAUGGUUGAGGGAGUAAACUCAGGUACUGGUACUGAUGAUGAUGCUGAAGAUGCUACCACGAGUGCUGUAUUUUCUCAGCUGGUGAAUCCACGGGGAAGAUGAGAAAGCCGAUCAAGUUGCUGUGGUUUUCAGAUAUCAUGGGAUCAUGUACGUGAAAAACAUGUGGCCUUCUUGUUAAGUUCAAGAAGGUCUUAUCAUAUAUUUCUUUUACGCUAAUAUUUGUUCAUGCCUCUUGUUUCAGUUUGUAACAUAUGCUACUUCAUUUAUGUUAUGCCUUCAUGGCCUUAUUUGUUCUAGCUCUUUGCAGCUGUAAACUUGAAUGAGUUUGGUUUGAAUAUGGUUCAUUGAGAUCAAA
Messenger RNA from Elaeis guineensis (African oil palm), 3895 nucleotides. RefSeq names its product receptor-like protein kinase THESEUS 1. The record is from RefSeq and is a predicted model, not a curated record. Gene Ontology annotation, molecular function: ATP binding; protein kinase activity. Lineage: Eukaryota; Viridiplantae; Streptophyta; Magnoliopsida; Arecales; Arecaceae. Gene Ontology annotation, biological process: protein phosphorylation.